Messenger RNA from Dicentrarchus labrax (European seabass), 1846 nucleotides. RefSeq names its product sphingomyelin phosphodiesterase acid like 3B (gene smpdl3b). NCBI's taxonomy places the organism in Eukaryota, Metazoa, Chordata, Actinopteri, Moronidae. The record is from RefSeq and is a predicted model, not a curated record. The transcript has 8 exons. The coding region runs from base 78 to 1439 and encodes 453 amino acids. Gene Ontology annotation, molecular function: sphingomyelin phosphodiesterase activity. Gene Ontology annotation, biological process: sphingomyelin catabolic process.
UCGCUUUGUCCUUUAUAGACUUACCUCUCAAACCUGCUCUUGACUUUUGUUUGUUUGCUUUCCUCAAAGAGUUCAACAUGUCUACAGUAAGGCUGCUCCUAUCUUAUCUGCUUUUCAAAGAGGUUCUUGCGCUGUCAGGGAACUUCUGGCACAUCACGGAUCAGCACUGGGACCCAACAUAUAACCCGAAUAAUAAUCCUGAACUCGUGUGCGCAUCAAGCGGUAAACGACCCGCAGCCAAUGCCGGGAUAUUUGGAGACUACGCUUGUGACUCGCCAUGGGACCUUAUUAACUCCUCUGUGUAUGCCAUGAAAGAUAUUCUACCAGACCCGGACUUCAUCGUAUGGACAGGAGAUGACACACCACAUGUUCCCAAUGAAGAUCUGGGAGAAGUCGCAGUGCUCAACAUUAUACGCAACCUUACCCACAUCAUAACACAGGUGUUUCCAGAUACUAAAGUGUACUCUGCCCUGGGCAACCAUGACUAUCAUCCCAAGAGCCAGCUUCCUGCAGCCCAAAACUACAUCUAUGACCAAAUAGCAGAAAUAUGGCAACACUGGUUAGAUCCUGAGUCCCAAGGAACAUUUAAAAAAGGUGGAUAUUACACUGAAAAGCUGCUGAAUCGAACAGGUUUCAGGAUGCUGGUCCUCAACACUAAUCUCUACUAUGAUCAGAACAAGGUGACCCAGGACAUGGAUGAUCCAGCGGGCCAGUUUAGCUGGGCAGACAAGGUUCUUACAGAGGCCACCAACAACAAAGAAAAGGUGUACAUCAUUGGCCACGUUCCUCCAGGUUUCUUUGAGAAGAAGAGAAGUAAGCCGUGGUUCACACCUAAAUUCAACAAGCUAUACUUGGAUUUAAUUCAGAAGCAUCAUUCAGUCAUACUUGGACAGUUCUUUGGUCAUCAUCAUACUGAUAGCUUCCGAAUGUUCUACAACUCAGAGGGAUCUCCUAUCAGUGCAAUUUUCCUCAGCCCAGGUGUCACACCGUGGAAAACAACACUUCCUGGAGUCAAAGACGGAGCCAACAACCCUGGGAUCCGUGUCUUUGAGUAUGACACCCAAACACUUGUGGUAAAAGAUGUGGUGACCUAUUACCUCAAUCUAACUCGAGCAAAUGCGGCCCGCGGACGCUGGGAGAAGGAGUAUCGCCUCACAGAGAGCUUCAGAGUACCAGACGCCUCCCCAGCCUCCAUGCACCAGGCUCUGGAGCGCAUUGCUAGUGACAGCUGCUACCUACAGAAGUACUAUGAGUUCAACUCCGUCAGCUAUGACCUGACGGAGUGUAACAAUGACUGCCGUGUUGACCACGUGUGCGCAGCCAGAGAGGCAGACUUUGAAAAGUAUGAACGCUGUCUACAAGGGGCGGCAGCUGCCAUUUAUGGUGGGUUGCUGCCUGUCCUUUUUGUGGCUUUAAGUCUGGUUUCGGCCAAUUGGUAAUGAUUAUCUAUAUCACAGAUAAUGUUUAAAAUAUAUUAUUAUUACAAAACUGAAAAUCAAGAUCAAGAGCAUUGUGGUAAUGUAAAUGUUUGAUUUAAAUUACAAUAUUUAACAAUCAUGUUUUAAGUCAUAUGACAUCUAUAAUUUAACUGAGUCGUGCACUAAAUGUACUUAAUCAGAGAGAAAACAACCUUUGGCUUCAGCAAUCUUUGGUGUGGCCUCUUUACCUUGAUUUAUUGGUACUGGUUGAAUAUUUCAUUUCCAGUCAUUAGAAAAACUAUGUGGUUCUUGAGGUUAAAGUACACGGCACUCAACUGUAAUGUUUUGGAUCAAAUCCAGACUUUUGUAAAAUAUUUUCGCUCCCCAUCUAACUCUUAUCUAUUAAAUAACACCAAAAAUGGCUAAAA